AUGAAUGGCAUCGGAGAAGAAGGAGGGCAGGCCUUGGCGAAAGCCCUGGAAGAGAACUCCAAGCUCCAGAAGCUGCAAAUGCCCUUCAAUCAGCUCGGAGACGCCGGAGGGAAGGCCCUGGCGUGCGCGCUCAAGUCUAACAAAAGCCUCCUUGUGCUCGAAGUCAGCAGCAACGGUCUUGGAGCCGACGGAGGGCAGGCCUUUGCCGAAGUCAUGGAGUGCUCCGCUCUCCAGACGCUGGACAUGAGCGACAACCAGCUCGGAGGUGUUGGAGGGAAGGCCUUUGCAGAGGGGCUUGAGGGCAACGUCACACUGCAGAAGCUUGUCCUGGCCAACAACCAGCUGGGAGUCGCCGGAGCGCAGGCCCUGGCAAAUGGGCUCAAGACGAACAAAGCCCUUCUCGAGCUCCGAGUCGACAGCAACAGCAUCGGAGCAGAAGAGGGGGCAGGCCUUUGGCGGAGAACUCCACACUCCAGAAGCUGGUCCUGGAAAACAACCAGCUCGGAGAUGCUGGGGGGAAGCCUCCUCGAGCUCUACGUCAACAGCAACGGCAUUGGCGCUGAAGGAGGGCAGGCCCUGGCAAACGCACUCAAGCCCAGCAAAUGCCUCCUCGAGCUCUCAUGA
Molecule: messenger RNA, 624 nt
Organism: Symbiodinium natans
Lineage: Eukaryota; Dinophyceae; Suessiales; Symbiodiniaceae
Source: the annotation of a GenBank genome assembly